Molecule: messenger RNA, 5104 nt
Organism: Drosophila simulans
Lineage: Eukaryota; Metazoa; Arthropoda; Insecta; Diptera; Drosophilidae
Product: flocculation protein FLO11
Exons: 2
Coding region: 19-4968 (1649 amino acids)
Cellular component (GO): extracellular region
Molecular function (GO): chitin binding
Source: RefSeq, a predicted model, not a curated record
UCGAUUGGGGUUAUAAAUAUGAAUGCACAAAGCACAGGUAUCAUUUCACCAAAUGCUUCUGUGCAACUCGAACGUAAGGCGGUAGUGAUGAAGAAUAAAAAGUUUAAUUUUAAGCAAUUUGUAAUAUGUGUUGCGGUGACUGUAGUACUUACAAAAAUAGUGCACGUAAAAUCAGAACAUCAACAGUCAUUACAAAAGCAAAGUAAUCACUACGAUAGUGGUACUAAGUUUAUAAAAGCUCGGACAAGUGAAAAAGUUAACCACAUCCAUUUAAACAAAAACGAUGACACGGCAUCAAAGCUGAAUAUUGGAGCACCAUACUACUAUCAAAGAAACAUAACGAAUCCAACAAAAACCAAAUCGCCAACGGUUGAAUUAGAAAAUGCUAGCAAAGAUAGUUCGGGAAUUGAAACUACGGUAGAAGAUUCAACACCGAUUCCUGAGGAAUCUACCACUGUCCCCCAGGACACAACUAAUGAUCCUGACGGGAGCACCACAAGUGAAGACGACACAACUGUUACAACCGAGACGACCACCGAAAAACCUGAGAAUGAUACUACGGUAGAAGAUUCAACACCGAUUCCUGAGGAAUCUACCACUGUCCCCCAGGACACAACUAAUGAUCCUGACGGGAGCACCACAAGUGAAGACGACACAACUGUUACAACCGAGACGACCACCGAAAAACCUGAGGAUGAUACUACGGUAGAAGAUUCAACACCGAUUCCUGAGGAAUCUACCACUGUCCCCCAGGACACAACUAAUGAUCCUGACGGGAGCACCACAAGUGAAGACGACACAACUGUUACAACCGAGACGACCACCGAAAAACCUGCGGAUGAUACUACGGUAGAAGAUUCAACACCGAUUCCUGAGGAAUCUACCACUGUCCCCCAGGACACAACUAAUGAUCCUGACGGGAGCACCACAAGUGAAGACGACACAACUGUUACAACCGAGACGACCACCGAAAAACCUGAGGAUGAUACUACGGUAGAAGAUUCAACACCGAUUCCUGAGGAAUCUACCACUGUCCCCCAGGACACAACUAAUGAUCCUGACGGGAGCACCACAAGUGAAGACGACACAACUGUUACAACCGAGACGACCACCGAAAAACCUGAGGAUGAUACUACGGUAGAAGAUUCAACACCGAUUCCUGAGGAAUCUACCACUGUCCCCCAGGACACAACUAAUGAUCCUGACGGGAGCACCACAAGUGAAGACGACACAACUGUUACAACCGAGACGACCACCGAAAAACCUGAGGAUGAUACUACGGUAGAAGAUUCAACACCGAUUCCUGAGGAAUCUACCACUGUCCCCCAGGACACAACUAAUGAUCCUGACGGGAGCACCACAAGUGAAGACGACACAACUGUUACAACCGAGACGACCACCGAAAAACCUGAGGAUGAUACUACGGUAGAAGAUUCAACACCGAUUCCUGAGGAAUCUACCACUGUCCCCCAGGACACAACUAAUGAUCCUGACGGGAGCACCACAAGUGAAGACGACACAACUGUUACAACCGAGACGACCACCGAAAAACCUGAGGAUGAUACUACGGUAGAAGAUUCAACACCGAUUCCUGAGGAAUCUACCACUGUCCCCCAGGACACAACUAAUGAUCCUGACGGGAGCACCACAAGUGAAGACGACACAACUGUUACAACCGAGACGACCACCGAAAAACCUGAGGAUGAUACUACGGUAGAAGAUUCAACACCGAUUCCUGAGGAAUCUACCACUGUCCCCCAGGACACAACUAAUGAUCCUGACGGGAGCACCACAAGUGAAGACGACACAACUGUUACAACCGAGACGACCACCGAAAAACCUGAGGAUGAUACUACGGUAGAAGAUUCAACACCGAUUCCUGAGGUAUCUACCACUGUCCCCCAGGACACAACUAAUGAUCCUGACGGGAGCACCACAAGUGAAGACGACACAACUGUUACAACCGAGACGACCACCGAAAAACCUGAGGAUGAUACUACGGUAGAAGAUUCAACACCGAUUCCUGAGGAAUCUACCACUGUCCCCCAGGACACAACUAAUGAUCCUGACGGGAGCACCACAAGUGAAGACGACACAACUGUUACAACCGAGACGACCACCGAAAAACCUGAGGAUGAUACUACGGUAGAAGAUUCAACACCGAUUCCUGAGGAAUCUACCACUGUCCCCCAGGACACAACUAAUGAUCCUGACGGGAGCACCACAAGUGAAGACGACACAACUGUUACAACCGAGACGACCACCGAAAAACCUGAGGAUGAUACUACGGUAGAAGAUUCAACACCGAUUCCUGAGGAAUCUACCACUGUCCCCCAGGACACAACUAAUGAUCCUGACGGGAGCACCACAAGUGAAGACGACACAACUGUUACAACCGAGACGACCACCGAAAAACCUGAGGAUGAUACUACGGUAGAAGAUUCAACACCGAUUCCUGAGGAAUCUACCACUGUCCCCCAGGACACAACUAAUGAUCCUGACGGGAGCACCACAAGUGAAGACGACACAACUGUUACAACCGAGACGACCACCGAAAAACCUGAGGAUGAUACUACGGUAGAAGAUUCAACACCGAUUCCUGAGGAAUCUACCACUGUCCCCCAGGACACAACUAAUGAUCCUGACGGGAGCACCACAAGUGAAGACGACACAACUGUUACAACCGAGACGACCACCGAAAAACCUGAGGAUGAUACUUCGGUAAAAGAUUCAACACCGAUUCCUGAGGAAUCUACCACUGUUCCCCAGGACACAACUAAUGAUCCUGACGGGAGCACCACAAGUGAAGACGACACAACUGUUACAACCGAGACGACCACCGAAAAACCUGAGGAUGAUACUACGGUAGAAGAUUCAACACCGAUUCCUGAGGAAUCUACCACUGUCCCCCAGGAUACAACUAAUGAUCCUGACGGGAGCACCACAAGUGAAGACGACACAACUGUUACAACCGAGACGACCACCGAAAAACCUGAGGAUGAUACUACGGUAGAAGAUUCAACACCGAUUCCUGAGGAAUCUACCACUGUCCCCCAGGAUACAACUAAUGAUCCUGACGGGAGCACCACAAGUGAAGACGACACAACUGUUACAACCGAGACGACCACCGAAAAACCUGAGGAUGAUACUACGGUAGAAGAUUCAACACCGAUUCCUGAGGAAUCUACCACUGUCCCCCAGGACACAACUAAUGAUCCUGACGGGAGCACCACAAGUGAAGACGACACAACUGUUACAACCGAGACGACCACCGAAAAACCUGAGGAUGAUACUACGGUAGAAGAUUCAACACCGAUUCCUGAGGAAUCUACCACUGUCCCCCAGGACACAACUAAUGAUCCUGACGGGAGCACCACAAGUGAAGACGACACAACUGUUACAACCGAGACGACCACCGAAAAACCUGAGGAUGAUACUACGGUAGAAGAUUCAACACCGAUUCCUGAGGAAUCUACCACUGUCCCCCAGGAUACAACUAAUGAUCCUGACGGGAGCACCACAAGUGAAGACGACACAACUGUUACAACCGAGACGACCACCGAAAAACCUGAGGAUGAUACUACGGUAGAAGAUUCAACACCGAUUCCUGAGGAAUCUACCACUGUCCCCCAGGACACAACUAAUGAUCCUGACGGGAGCACCACAAGUGAAGACGACACAACUGUUACAACCGAGACGACCACCGAAAAACCUGAGGAUGAUACUACGGUAGAAGAUUCAACACCGAUUCCUGAGGAAUCUACCACUGUCCCCCAGGACACAACUAAUGAUCCUGACGGGAGCACCACAAGUGAAGACGACACAACUGUUACAACCGAGACGACCACCGAAAAACCUGAGGAUGAUAGUACGGUAGAAGAUUCAACACCGAUUCCUGAGGAAUCUACCACUGUCCCCCAGGACACAACUAAUGAUCCUGACGGGAGCACCACAAGUGAAGACGACACAACUGUUACAACCGAGACGACCACCGAAAAACCUGAGGAUGAUACAACGGUAGAAGAUUCAACACCGAUUCCUGAGGAAUCUACCACUGUCCCCCAGGACACAACUAAUGAUCCUGAAGGGAGCACCACGAGUGAAGACGACACAACUGUUACAAUCGAGACGACUACCAAAAAACCUGCGGAUGAUACUACUACACCGAUUCCUGACACAUCUACUACUAUAACCCAGGACACAACAACAGACGAAAGUAGCACGGUUGUGACUACGACAAAUAUUCCCGAGGAGAGCACAACGUUAGACGAUUCUACCCUAUCACCUGGGGAAAACAGUACUGCAGGACAAGUUUCCACAAGUUCCACGCCAGUAUACGAUACUACGAGUAGUCCAAUUCCAUCUUCCUCAAGAUCCACAACCUUAGAACCCUCAUCAAGUUCAUCCCCUGAAACCACAACUUCAAGUUUACCACCAUUUUCUUGUAGUACCGGGUAUCAAUAUUUACCCCACCCAACAAAUUGUCACAAAUAUAUUCACUGCAGCAACGGAAAUGAACUAAUUAUGGAGUGCCCAGCUAAUCUUUACUGGGACUAUCACAAAUUUGUUUGCAGUGGAGACUCAGGUGUUUGCUACAACGACGAUGAAAAUGCCAAUCCAGAGGAGAAGGUUUGCGGACCUGGAGUGGAUUUCCUUGCACAUCCAACGGACUGCACCAUGUAUUUGCAGUGUAGCAAUGGCGUGGCAUUGGAGCGCAAGUGUCCAGAUCCGCUGUAUUGGAACCCGGAGAUAAAGUCAUGUGAUUGGUCCAAUAAAUACUGCACAAAUCUUCGGGCGAGUCAAUCGAUUUCUUGCGCAGCGGGCAUGAAUUUUGACGUUUUUCAAAGCGAUUGCUCCCAAUACGUCAAGUGUUUUGGCUUGAGAGGUGUUGUAAUGAGCUGUAAUUCAGGACUUUACUGGAAUCCCGUUAGUCAAGCCUGCGAAAAGUCCAGGCGGUUCUGCACAUAAGAAUGCGGUGCAAAGGCAUUCUUCAUUGGACCCUCCAAACACCCAAGAAAUUAAUUAAAAAUAAGGCGAAUUAUAACAAAUUUAUUUAUACUGCGAAAAUUACCAAUCGAUUAAAAAAAGUUAGCAAAUUUAUUAA